CUGCGCAUCUCAGCCCCAAGGGCCCGACUGGAGAUGUGCGCUCAACCGAAUACCGGCAACGUGAUCACAGCGCCACCUUUUGGAAAAGUGCGGAGGUGCACCGCAGAUCCAAGAGGAACUCGAUGGACAACAUUGUUCCCUUGCGUAACAGACUUGAAGAAUUUUUACUCGAGAAACGGUGGCCGUACACUGGACCGCCCGGUCCGCCCGGUCCGCCCGGCCCACAGGGUCCGCAGGGUCCGCCCGGUCUACAGGGUCCACCUGGACAGUGUUGCGCCGGUGCAGGAGCUACAGCAGCCCCGGGCCGCCCACUGCCAGCAACCACAGCGCUGUCACCUGUGGAUGCACAUGGUUUUCAAGUUCGUCUUGCGGGUGAAUCUAAUAGGAAUACCCCGCUCGAGGGCCGGGUGGAGGUGCGGUUCGGGACCGGCGCAUGGGGGACCGUAUGUGAUGACGAAUGGGACCUGAAGGAUGCGCAGGUCGUCUGCAGGCAGCUCGGCUUCGGGAAGGCCCUGGAGGCAAAAGAAAAGGCCCAUUUUGGAGCGGGUUCUGGGAGCGUUUGGAUGAAAAACGUGGAGUGUAGGGGGAGCGAGACGAACCUUGGAAACUGUCCAGCUGUGUACCUCGAACGUACUGAUAGCCGUGAUGAUCAAAAGUUGUGUAGACACGUUGAGGACGCAGGGGUCGUCUGUGAAGGCAAGCUAGCUGUCCAGCUAGCUGUCCGGCUGGAUGGCGGCCGCCUGCCCUGGGAAGGACGAGUGGAGUUCCGUCCGGGAGACAAGUCGGAGUGGCGUGCCGUGUGCAACAACGGCUGGGGUGAGACUGAGACAGGGACCGUGUGCAAACAGCUGGGGUAUACAGGGGGCGUGAGCUCAGCUCCUACAAGCACCUACUCAAGCCGGACCUGGCUGAAACGCGUCUCCUGCAGUGAAACGAAGACUAACAUCGCAUCCUGCGCAUUAGUCUGGGUCUCGGGCUCCCGCGGCUGCCUAGCACAUCAGAAGAAUGUACAGGUCGUUUGCAUAGGUGACGUGUCCAUCCGGCUUGCUGGAGGCCAAACUCCACCAGAAGGUCGGGUGGAGGUGCGGGCCGGAUAUGGAGACUGGGGGACGGUCUGUGAUGACGGGUUUGACGACAGGGACGCUCAGGUGGUCUGCAGACAGCUCGGGUUUGUUAACGGAGUCGCAACACAGGGAAAAGAUUAUCCUGGAGGGACGGGAGAGAUCUGGCUGAACCAUCUCAACUGCGACGGGAGCGAGUCUUCUCUGGCGGACUGUGGAAUCACCAAGUGGGGAGGCCAUGACUGUACCCACAAGGAAGACGCAGCAGUCAUCUGCGGAGGAGCAGGUACCAGUUCAAUAUAUAGUAUUUAUCUGCAAAUAUGCAAGGAUUGCUGCGGGAAUUAGAACAAGUGUCCAUAG
This is a messenger RNA of Branchiostoma belcheri (Belcher's lancelet), 1421 nucleotides long. RefSeq names its product neurotrypsin-like. Gene Ontology annotation, cellular component: membrane. Lineage: Eukaryota; Metazoa; Chordata; Leptocardii; Amphioxiformes; Branchiostomatidae. The coding region runs from base 123 to 1406 and encodes 427 amino acids. The record is from RefSeq and is a predicted model, not a curated record. The transcript is spliced from 6 exons.